This is a messenger RNA of Aspergillus campestris IBT 28561, 1718 nucleotides long. RefSeq names its product arylsulfotransferase family protein. The record is from RefSeq and is a predicted model, not a curated record. Lineage: Eukaryota; Fungi; Ascomycota; Eurotiomycetes; Eurotiales; Aspergillaceae. The transcript is spliced from 3 exons. Bases 54 to 1718 code for a protein of 554 amino acids.
CCGCAACAUCAUGACACGAACCGGGGCUGAUCUCCGUGCUCGCAGCACUCAGCAUGCGCUCGUUCUGGCUCACCGCGCUGCUGCCCUCGCUGGCAGCCGCCGACUGGCAGUUUAAGUCGCGUUCGGACCUGGCUCCGCCGCGUCUGAACAUCACUAUCCCGGCUACAUCCGAUGUCGAACAGGGUUUCCUGUUCGUGGCCCCCUUCGCCGGCUUCCCCGACAAACCGGGCGAGAUGCACGGCCCCCGCCAGGCGGCGCCGUAUAUCUUCCGCGAUGACGGCGAGCUCGUCUGGUCCGGCUACAGCUACUACUCUAUCUGGGCGACCAAUUUCCAGAUGGCGCGCUGGAAGGGUAAGGAUGUGCUGUUUUGCUUUGAGGGUGACCAUAAUCCCGGUUAUGGCCAUGGUCAUGGUCAUACCACCUUCUUGGACCAGCACUACGAGACGAUCCGCGAGCUGCGCGCUGGCAAUCACAAGAUUACGGAUAAGCAUGAGUUCCAUGUGAUCAAUGAGGAGACUGCCCUUAUCCAGAUCUAUCAGCCUGUGCCGAUGGACUUGACCCCUUGGGGAGCGAGUCCGGAGCAGCAGUGGAUCGUGGAUGCAAUCAUCCAGGAACUCGACAUCGAAACGGGAGAGCUUCUCUUCGAGUGGUCUAGUCUGGAGCAUGUCCUGCCUGAUGAGGCCAUCCUGCCCAUCAACCCCGGCCAAGCCGGCUCAGGCUACAACUCCUCCGACGCAUGGGACUACUUCCACAUCAACUCCGUCGACAAAGACUCCGAAGGCAACUACCUCAUCUCCGCGCGCGACGCCUGUGCCGUGCACAAGAUCGAUGGCUCCACCGGCGAAAUCCUCUGGCGCCUAGGCGGGACGAAGUCCGACUUCGAACUCGGCGACAAUGUCGCCUUCUGCUUCCAACACCACGCGCGCUUCAUCUCCAAGGACGGCUCGAAGGAAGUCAUCUCGCUGUACGACAACGCUGCGCACGGCACCGAGGACGGCCGCGGUCACGAGGUGCACACGCACCCGUUCUCGCAGGGCAAGAUCAUCGAGGUCGAUACGAAGUCGUGGUCCGCCCGCAUCGUGCAGGCCUUCGCGCCGCCUGACGGUCUGCUCUCCAAGAGCCAGGGCAGCACCCAGGUGCAGCCCGGUGGCAAUGUCCUCGUCAACUGGGGGUCCGAGGGCGCUAUGACUGAGUUCCGACCGGAUGGAACGCCUAUCUUCCAUGCGUACAUGGACUCGGGCGACUUGGGCGCCGGCGUCGAGAACUACCGCGCUUUCCGGUACAACUGGACGGGGCUGCCGCAUGAGACGCCCGCGCUGGUGUCGCUGGUCAACGACGACGGGACUACAGCAUAUGUGUCGUGGAAUGGCGACACGGAGACCAAGGUGUGGCGGUUCUACGCGGCUGUUGAUGAAUACGGAUCGCGCGAGUUCCUGGGCGAGGCGGAGCGCACUGGGUUCGAGACGGCCCUGGACCUGGGCCCCAAGGCCGUGCAUGCUGUGUCAGCUGAGGCGAUCGGUGCGAACGGUCGCGUUUUGACUACGACUGCAGUUGUCAAGACGAAGGAGGAGGUGCUGCCGCCUGGGGCGGCUAAGGCUUCUAAGCCGUCUUUGUCGGUCCAGGUUGAGGGCCUGCGGGAGCAGGUGACGGCGGAGAAGACUCGCUGGGCGGAGUAUAUGAUUCUGAAGUUCGAUCGAUUUGGUCGUCUUGAGCUGUGA